AUGAAAUUACAAUCUGUAUAUACAUUUUCUGUAUCAAAGAAGAAAGAUGUAGAGUUAUUAAUGCAUCAUGCAUGUCCAAUAUGGGUUAAUAUAAGUAAAAAUAAUCUGGAAACGAAACAUCAAUUGGAUACUUUUCUUCGUAUACAUGUUUUACCAAAUGCAAAAAGAAUCAGUGAUCGUUUAGGAAUAAAUCCACCUUUAGAAGCAAUUCAUUUGGAUUAUAUUUAUCGAGCAUGUUCUUUUGAAGGUUUAUUUCAGGAUACACAACUUCUUAAAUCUGAUAAAUAUUUCCUACAAGUUAAUUCUCGAAAAUUUAGAACAAGUAAAAUAAUUCCAUUUGGAUCUAAUGUUUACUUUGAGAUUUAUAAUUGUACAAAUAGAUAUGAUAUGGAACCAAAGUAUAGUACAACACUUAUUCGAGUAUUAGUUAACGAAGAAUCUUAUGUCAUCCCUGGAUCAGAUUUUAAGUGA
Molecule: messenger RNA, 471 nt
Organism: Diversispora eburnea
Lineage: Eukaryota; Fungi; Glomeromycota; Glomeromycetes; Diversisporales; Diversisporaceae
Source: the annotation of a GenBank genome assembly